This is a messenger RNA of Phyllopteryx taeniolatus (common seadragon), 2534 nucleotides long. It is a transcript of the gene smad6b, whose product is annotated as SMAD family member 6b. Gene Ontology annotation, molecular function: transcription regulator inhibitor activity; I-SMAD binding. Gene Ontology annotation, cellular component: heteromeric SMAD protein complex. Gene Ontology annotation, biological process: regulation of transcription by RNA polymerase II; SMAD protein signal transduction; transforming growth factor beta receptor signaling pathway. The transcript is spliced from 4 exons. Lineage: Eukaryota; Metazoa; Chordata; Actinopteri; Syngnathiformes; Syngnathidae. The record is from RefSeq and is a predicted model, not a curated record. Bases 724 to 2172 code for a protein of 482 amino acids.
AAAAGUAGAGAAACGGGGAAAGAAAGCGAGCUGGCUGCUCGCCUUCCACUUUGGUUGGGCUCAGAGGAGAGAAGGAGGAAUGCGCUUGUUGGUCCCGGGGAUCGCUGCUCUCCUACGCGUCCGCUCGCAUGGAUCCAUUGUUGGGAUUGUAAACAAAAGAAAAGAGAAGCAGUGAGGACGUCUCGGGGGGCGAGUAGGGGGGCGGCGGCGCGAGGAUGUCAAUGUCGAGCGCGUCGUUUGGGGAUUUAAUCAUUGUUUCUGGGCUCGGCGUGUAACAAACUAACACACACAUACGCGCACACACACAUUGACAAAAAAGGGCCAAACUCUGCGAGGUUUUUGAGCUUGGGUUUCGGGGGGGGCGGUGGGGGGCUACUUUAAUGUCAAUGAUGGACUCCACGUCUCCUACGGUGUUCCUCGCUGCCUUAUAAAGAACCCGGCGAGACUUGCCAAUUCCCUUAACGUGUUGCAUACUGCUCGGAAUGUGGCAGUUUCGGUCGCUAAAGUUCUUGGCGUGCGCGUAGACGCAACCGGUGCGUCGUGCGUCUAAUGUUGCCGUUCGGCCAGCAGCGCUCGUCGGUCGGCUGUGCAUGCCUCGCACGGCGUUUCGAUCGCUUCUUCAUGUUGAGUGCGUGUAACGUUGGGACAGCCGUACACGAGUAACCCCCCCCCCCCCUCUCCCCAGCCCCCUCCCCCGCCCCGAAUAGAUAGCCAAGGCGUCGUAUGUUCAGGACGAAACGCUCAGGUCUUGUGCGGCGACUCUGGAGAAGCCGUUUGAUUCCAGAUAAAGAGGGGGACGAUGGAAAUGGCCAAACAAACGAGGGGUGCCGGGACGAUCUGUUCGCGAACAACCCGCAGAAGAUUCCCAAAACGGAGUUCCGACCGGUGACCCCCAGCGGGGACGCGGGGGGUCCCCUGGACAGCGGCGCCCUGGGGUUUGUGGACCAAGAUGGGGGCGCGGGGUGCGCGCACGACCAAGGGGGUGCCCGGUCCCUGCGGGACAGCGACUCCAGGACGGUGACGUGCUGCUUAUUUCAAGAGCGGGAGCACUCCGAACUCUUGGCUCCAGAGGCGGCCCCGGAUAGCAGGGACCCCGGGUCGUGCCACUUGGCCUUCGGGGGCCUCAGCCAGCGGGACGCCGGCUCCCCCGAGACCGGCAAGGAGGCGAUGCCGCGCACGUUGCUGCAACACGAGCUCAAGUCGGCCACGCACUCGCUUCUAAAAAAGCUCAAGGAGAAGGCGCUGGAUACUUUAUUGGAGGCAGUGGAGUCCAAAGGCGGCCUCCCCAGCGACUGCGUCAUGGUGUCCCGGACUGAGCUGAGGCUGGGCGGCCAUGUGGCGUCCCCGCAGCUGCUUGUGUGUAAACUGUACCGCUGGUCCGACCUCCAGCACCUGGCCCAGCUCAAACCGCUCUGUGAGUGUAAAAGCUAUUGGGGCCCGGACAGUCCAACUGUAUGCUGCAACCCUUAUCACUACAGCCGCCUCUGUGGGCCAGAGUCACCCCCGCCUCCAUAUUCAAGGCUCUCCCCUAAUGAAGAACACAAGCCACUGGACCUGUCAGACUCCACAUUGUCUUACACUGAAAGGGAGGCAGCCAGCUCACCACACGUCACAGUGGGGGAAUUCUCAGAUGCCAGCAUGUCACCUGACGCCCCCAAGCAGAGCCACUGGUGCAACGUGGCGUACUGGGAGCACCGCACGCGCGUGGGCCGCCUCUACACAGUGUACGAGCACUCCGUCAGCAUCUUUUACGAUCUACCUCAGGGCACGGGUUUCUGCCUGGGCCAGCUCAACCAGGAGCACCGCAGCAGCACGGUGCAGCGCACGCGCACCAAAAUCGGCUACGGCAUCCUGCUCAGCAAAGAGCCGGACGGCGUGUGGGCGUACAACCGCAGCGAGCACCCCAUCUUCGUCAACUCGCCCACGCUGGACGUGCCCAACGGCAGGAGCUUGGUGGUGCGCAAGGUGAUGCCGGGCUUCUCCAUCAAGGUGUUCGACUACGAGCGCUCGUGCCUGCUGCGGUACGCCGGCGAGGCCGACCUCCUGGACGGACCCUACGACCCCAACAGCGUGCGCAUCAGCUUUGCCAAGGGCUGGGGGCCCUGCUACUCCAGACAGUUCAUCACCUCCUGCCCCUGCUGGCUGGAGAUCCUCCUGAACAACCACAGAUAAUACGGACGGACGGACUGACGGACCCCACCCACCAUCCCAAAUAUCAUCUACCUAGAUUUAAUAUAAAGUUUUAUAUAUUAUAUGAAAUAUAUAUUAUACUUGUAAAUACGGAGUCCUUUUUACAAUGUCAUUAUUUAUGUAUGGUGCAAUGUGUAUAUGGACAAGAGGAAAAAAAUGGAAACUGCACUUUGGGUUAUCUAUAUUAUAUAUAAAUAUAUAUAAAGAUCAAGAACAUUUCAAUGAGAAAUUAUACAGCAAAAUUAGGACUGAGCCUGGAUUUGGUGUAUAGUUUUUAUAUACUAUUAAUAUCCAGACAAAAAGCUAACCAUUCACACAUUGAUAAUAAAGUAUUCGCAUAAUAA